Messenger RNA from Helianthus annuus (common sunflower), 1424 nucleotides. RefSeq names its product cytochrome b561 and DOMON domain-containing protein At3g07570. The coding region runs from base 726 to 1298 and encodes 190 amino acids. Lineage: Eukaryota; Viridiplantae; Streptophyta; Magnoliopsida; Asterales; Asteraceae. The record is from RefSeq and is a predicted model, not a curated record. The transcript has 5 exons.
AGAGAGAGAGAGAGAGAGAGAGAGAGAGAGAGAGAGAGCAAACAAGCAUCAUGAACAUACUCUCAAACCUUCAUGUUUGGUUGAUUCUAGGUUGUUUACAUGUAAUACAUUCUCAAACACUUCAAGACUCAUGCACAAGUUCAAAUCUUCAGAAUUUGAAUGCUCAAAUCUUGUUUGAUACAUCUUCUCUCGUGUGCUCACAUGUUUGGUCAUCUGAAGGCUUCGUUCUAAGAACCGCACAAGCAGGGCCAAAUUUAUGGAGCUUCGUUUUAUCAGCACCCAUGAUGAAUUCAUACGUAGGGAUGGGGUUUUCGCCUAACGGGGGCAUGGUCGGGUCCACUGCAAUCGUUGGUUGGGUGGCAGGUGACGGAUCGGCCACAAUGAAAAGGUAUUUUCUAGGUGGAAAAACACCAAGCCUAGUGUUGGUCGAUCAAGGAAGCCUACAAGUUAUGCCCAACACAUCCUCAAUUAUUUGUUUUGCAUCUCGGAUGUAUUUAGCAUUUCAGUUGAUCACCUUUCAACCGAGCUCGCGGCUUGUGUUCGCCGUAGGAAGCAGUAAUAACGCGGCCCCUUACCCGCCGAGCUACCAGUUGAGUAUACAUCGGAAUCAGAUGGUCGUCGAAUUCAAUUAUGACUCAGACGAAAGACAAGGGGGUAUAUGCACUAAUCGGUUUUUGUACCAAUUGUUGAGUGUUAUAUGCUUUAUGUCCAAGCCUUGAUUCAAAAUGGGGGUCUCACUGGAAGCAACAUCUCUAUUCCUACAUGAUAGAAGUGAAGGUGGUGAAAUUAGCCCCCCGUAUUCGGAUUUAAAGAGAGCUCAUGGGCUAUUGAAUGCGAUAGGAUGGGGCGUAUUGAUCCCCAUUGGGGCUAUGAUUGCCCGUUACUUCAAGGAUAAUAAAUUCUCUUGGUUUUAUGCACAUGUAUUCAUCCAGUUAUCCGGGUUUUUUAUCGGAUUAGCGGGAAUCAUCACAGGAAUUCAGUUAAAUAGUCGUAUCGACGUCGAUGUCGACAAGCACAAAGCCAUUGGCCUGGCCGUUGUUACGCUUGGAUGUUUACAGAUUAUAGGUGCUUUAAUGCGUCCAAGAGAAAAGUCAAAGUCACGAAAGUACUGGAACUGGUAUCAUCACAACGUAGGACGAAUUCUGAUAAUACUGGCAGCUUUCAACGUCUUCUACGGCAUCUAUUUGGCAAACCUCGAAAGCGAAUGGAACAUUACUUAUGGAAUCUUUCUUGGUAUACUUGUUCUUGUUGCUCUUAGUUUGGAGUUGAGGUUGUUAGACAAAGAAGACGAUUGUUAGAGUAUUUAUGUAACAAUGAUGAUCAAAUCAUAAUCUCUUUUCUUAAGCUUAAUUACUACUUAGAUGUGUAUCUAAGUUAUAAAUGAUGUAAGUAAGUAUUGUUUUAAUAUGAUUCUGAUUCAUGCA